AUGCUGCUCAGCACCCGCCUCGCCUCUCCCCUCCGGCCCACCCUGGCAGCCCCGGGCCGGGCAGCCCCCGGGCAGCACCGGGGGCUCAGCACUCCCUCCGGAUCUGAGCACACGCUCAACCUCGGGGGCAUCUUCCCACCCCUCGCCACCCCCUUCUCACCCAUGCAGGAGGUGGACUAUGCCCAGCUGGAGGGGAACCUGCGCCGCUAUGCCAGCAUCCCCUUCCGAGGGCUGGUGGUGCUGGGCUCCAACGGGGAGUACCCCUACCUGGCACCUCGCGAGCGGCUGGAGGUGGUGAGCUGUGUGCGCCGGGGUCUGCCCAGGGACCGCCUGCUGCUGGCCGGCUCGGGCUGCGAAUCCACCCAGGCCACCAUCGAGCUGACAGUCAGCAUGGCGCUGGUCGUGACACCCUGCUACUACCGGGGGGCCAUGACCAGCGCUGCCCUGAUCCGGCACUACACGGAGGUUGCCGACGCAUCCCCCAUCCCUGUGGUGCUCUACAGCGUCCCCGCCAACACUGGCCUGGACCUGGCUGUGGAGGCUGUCCUCACUCUGGCUCAGCACCCCAACAUUGUUGGAAUCAAGGACAGCGGUGGAGAUAUCACUCGCAUGGGGCUGAUGGUCCACAAGACGCGGCAGGAGGAUUUCCAGGUGCUGGCGGGAUCGGCUGGCUUCUUGCUGGCAAGCUACGCCCUGGGUGCCUCCGGGGGCGUCUGCGCCCUCGCCAACGUCCUGGGGGCCCCCCUGUGCCAGCUGGACCGCCUGUGCCGUGAGGGCCGCUGGCAGGAGGCUCGCGACCUGCAGCACCGGCUCAUCGAGCCCAACAUGGCGGUCACCCGCCGGUUUGGGAUCCCGGGGCUGAAGAAGGCCAUGGAGUGGUUUGGCUACUAUGGGGGUCCCUGCCGUGCACCCUUGGCCCCGCUGAGCCCCUCCCAGGUUGAAGAGCUAAGGGGUUCCUUCAGCGCCAACGGCUGGUUGUGA
Molecule: messenger RNA, 981 nt
Organism: Charadrius vociferus (killdeer)
Lineage: Eukaryota; Metazoa; Chordata; Aves; Charadriiformes; Charadriidae
Gene: HOGA1
Product: 4-hydroxy-2-oxoglutarate aldolase 1
Exons: 7
Coding region: 1-981 (326 amino acids)
Biological process (GO): N-acetylneuraminate catabolic process
Molecular function (GO): 4-hydroxy-tetrahydrodipicolinate synthase activity; N-acetylneuraminate lyase activity
Source: RefSeq, a predicted model, not a curated record